This is a messenger RNA of Musca vetustissima, 1756 nucleotides long. It is a transcript of the gene ras, whose product is annotated as inosine-5'-monophosphate dehydrogenase. Gene Ontology annotation, cellular component: cytoplasm. The transcript has 4 exons. Lineage: Eukaryota; Metazoa; Arthropoda; Insecta; Diptera; Muscidae. The coding region runs from base 1 to 1581 and encodes 526 amino acids. Gene Ontology annotation, biological process: GTP biosynthetic process. The record is from RefSeq and is a predicted model, not a curated record. Gene Ontology annotation, molecular function: IMP dehydrogenase activity.
AUGUCAGCGAACGUUGUACCCACAAAUGGAUUCAAGCCCACCAAUGGUGUGAAUGGUGUGAAUGGUGAUGAACUCCAGGAUGGUCUAUCGUGUACAGAAUUGUUUGCCAGUACAGAAGGCUUGACUUACAAUGACUUUCUCAUACUGCCCGGUUAUAUCGAUUUCACUGCCGAAGAAGUUGAUUUGAGCUCACCUCUAACCAAGAAGAUUAGGCUACGUGCACCCUUGGUGUCGUCUCCUAUGGACACAGUUACAGAAUCUGAUAUGGCUAUUGCUAUGGCGUUGGGUGGUGGCAUUGGUAUUUUACAUCACAACUGCACCCCUGAAUAUCAAGCCAAUGAGGUGCACAAGGUUAAAAAAUACAAGCAUGGCUUCAUACGUGACCCCUCGGUAAUGUCGCCCGAUAAUACAGUCGGUGAUGUUCUGGAGGCCAGACGCAAAAACGGCUUCACUGGCUAUCCCAUUACCGCUGAUGGCAAAUUGGGUGGCAAAUUAUUGGGUAUUGUGACGUCACGCGAUAUUGAUUUCCGUGAAAAUCAGCCUGAAAUCAAAUUGGGCACCAUAAUGACCACUGAUCUAAUAACCGCUCCCAAUGGCAUUAACCUACCCAUGGCUAAUGACAUUUUGGAAAAGAGCAAAAAGGGUAAAUUGCCCAUUGUCAAUGAGAAUGGCGAAUUGGUGGCCCUUAUAGCUCGCACAGAUUUGAAAAAGGCUCGUUCCUACCCGAAUGCCUCAAAGGAUAGCAAUAAACAAUUGUUAGUGGGUGCUGCCAUUGGUACCCGGCCCGAGGAUAAGGAUCGCCUGAAAUUGUUGGUUGCCGCUGGCGUUGAUGUUAUUGUUUUAGAUUCUUCGCAAGGCAACUCAAUCUAUCAAAUUGAUAUGAUUAAAUUCAUUAAGAAUACCUAUCCGGAGCUGCAAGUUAUUGGUGGAAAUGUUGUUACCCGUGCCCAGGCUAAAAAUCUCAUCGAUGCUGGCGUUGAUGCUUUACGUGUUGGCAUGGGUUCCGGUUCGAUUUGUAUUACCCAGGAGGUCAUGGCCUGUGGUUGUCCCCAGGCCACCGCUGUCUAUCAAGUUGCCUCCUAUGCCAAGCAGUUUGGUGUACCCAUUAUUGCCGAUGGUGGUAUUCAAUCGAUUGGUCACAUUGUCAAAGCUUUAAGUUUGGGCGCCAGUGCUGUCAUGAUGGGUUCUCUGUUGGCCGGUACAUCGGAGGCUCCCGGUGAAUACUUCUUUUCGGAUGGUGUACGCCUAAAGAAAUACCGUGGUAUGGGCUCGCUAGAGGCCAUGGAAAGACGAGAUGCCAAGGGUGCUGCCAUGUCACGUUAUUAUCACAAUGACAUGGACAAAUUGAAGGUGGCCCAGGGUGUAAGUGGCAGUAUUGUCGAUAAAGGUUCCGUUUUGCGUUACUUGCCAUACCUCGAGGUGGGCUUGCAGCACAGUCUCCAAGACAUUGGAUGUCGUUCCAUUGAUGAGUUGCGUGAAUCGAUCUACACCGGUAAAUUGAGAUUUAUGAAACGUACCCAUUCCGCUCAAGUGGAGGGUAAUGUACAUGGUCUUUUCUCCUACGAGAAGAGGCUCUUCUAACAUUCACUGCCCUGCACUCAGGGGGCAACAAAGAAAUCGAAAAACAGCAGCAGCAGCAACCAGAAUUUAAUGGAUUCAUCGCCCGGUGGCAGUCGUAAUUUGGCGCUGGGUGGUAAUAUAUAUGGAACACAUUUUAAACAGGAUAAAUUCCCCAUUAAACGUAGUGCUUAUUGAA